Balaenoptera acutorostrata (minke whale) is the source of this 5349-nucleotide messenger RNA. RefSeq names its product roundabout guidance receptor 2 (gene ROBO2). Gene Ontology annotation, molecular function: protein binding. The transcript is spliced from 28 exons. Bases 590 to 5011 code for a protein of 1473 amino acids. The record is from RefSeq and is a predicted model, not a curated record. NCBI's taxonomy places the organism in Eukaryota, Metazoa, Chordata, Mammalia, Artiodactyla, Balaenopteridae.
CAACGAGGUUGCAAAGGAGAGGCCCGCCAAAUCGGCCCGCCUGCAAAGUGUUGCUUUGACACAUCCUUAUUAUGGAACUUUAGUGAAAAAACUCUGGACGUGGAGCUGCUACCCAGACGGAGACCGGGGGAAAGGAAACCAGUGGGCAGGCCAAUGUUUUUUUUCGGCAGCGCGCUGGCAAGUUUGUGGAACACUUUCUAGGAAUUAGGUCUUUUUCCUCUCCCGUCAUCUUCUUGACUUCUGAAGAACGAACUUGGCUUUGGAUUGCCAUGGAGCCUGAGGAGAGGGGGUUAGACACACUUGAAUAAUCCCUCCGGCUGGGCUGAAUUCGUGGGAAUUUAGGAAGCCACAGUGAGGAAAUACAGCAGCCUUGGGAGUGCUCUCUGUUAAUUUGGAUGGAUCCAAAUGUGCCCCAUUCAAGACCUCUCCACUAACCCAUUCUGAUCUUGCCAUUUGCUCUUCUUGACUUUAAUUAGCAGCUAGAAAAGUCUAAACUUUGGACCUACCUCUUUUUUUGAUACUUAUUUUUGUACUUUUGCUCUCUGGGAUUGGUUUCUUAAACAAUCUGGAUCCUUUUUAAUAUGUCAAAAUGAGUCGGCUGAUGUUUACACAACUACUGCUCUGUGGAUUUUUAUAUGUUCGGGUUGACGGAUCUCGUCUUCGCCAGGAAGACUUUCCCCCGCGGAUUGUGGAGCACCCUUCCGAUGUCAUUGUCUCCAAGGGAGAGCCCACCACGUUGAACUGUAAGGCCGAGGGCCGGCCAACGCCCACCAUUGAGUGGUACAAGGAUGGUGAGCGGGUGGAGACUGACAAGGAUGAUCCCCGGUCCCACAGGAUGCUUCUGCCCAGCGGAUCCUUAUUCUUCUUGCGCAUUGUGCAUGGGCGCAGAAGUAAACCUGAUGAAGGAAGCUACGUGUGUGUUGCAAGGAACUAUCUUGGCGAAGCAGUGAGUCGAAAUGCAUCUCUGGAAGUGGCAUUGUUACGAGAUGACUUCCGGCAAAAUCCCACAGAUGUUGUAGUGGCAGCCGGAGAGCCUGCAAUCCUGGAGUGCCAACCUCCCCGGGGACACCCAGAACCCACCAUCUACUGGAAAAAAGAUAAAAUUCGAAUUGAUGACAAGGAAGAAAGAAUAAGUAUCCGUGGUGGAAAACUAAUGAUCUCCAAUACCAGGAAAAGUGAUGCAGGGAUGUAUACCUGUGUUGGCACCAAUAUGGUGGGAGAAAGAGACAGUGAUCCAGCAGAGCUGACUGUCUUUGAACGACCCGCAUUUCUCAGGAGGCCAAUUAACCAGGUGGUGCUGGAGGAAGAAGCUGCAGAGUUUCGUUGUCAGGUCCAAGGAGAUCCUCAACCAACUGUGCGGUGGAAAAAGGAUGACGCAGACUUGCCAAGAGGAAGGUAUGACAUCAAAGAUGAUUACACACUGAGAAUUAAAAAGGCCAUGAGUACAGAUGAAGGCACAUAUAUGUGUAUUGCUGAGAAUCGGGUUGGAAAAGUGGAAGCUUCUGCUACCCUCACAGUCCGAGCUCGCCCUGUUGCUCCUCCACAGUUUGUGGUUAGGCCAAGAGAUCAGAUUGUUGCUCAAGGUCGUACAGUGACAUUUCCCUGUGAAACUAAAGGAAACCCACAGCCAGCAGUUUUUUGGCAAAAAGAAGGCAGCCAGAACCUGCUUUUCCCAAAUCAACCCCAACAGGCCAACAGCAGAUGUUCUGUGUCGCCAGCCGGGGACCUUACAAUUACCGACACUCAGCGCUCGGACGCGGGUUACUACAUCUGCCAGGCCCUAACCGUGGCAGGAAGCAUUUUAGCAAAAGCUCAGCUGGAAGUUACUGAUGUUUUGACAGAUAGACCUCCACCUAUAAUUCUACAAGGCCCAGCCAACCAAACGCUAGCAGUAGAUGGUACAGCAUUACUGAAAUGUAAAGCUACUGGUGACCCUCUUCCUGUAAUUAGCUGGCUAAAGGAGGGAUUUACUUUUCUGGGUAGAGAUCCAAGAGCAACUAUACAAGAACAAGGAACCUUGCAGAUUAAGAAUUUACGGAUUUCUGAUACUGGCACUUAUACUUGUGUGGCUACAAGUUCAAGUGGGGAGACUUCCUGGAGUGCUGUGCUGGAUGUGACAGAGUCUGGAGCAACAAUCAGUAAAAAUUAUGAUUUUAAUGACCUGCCUGGACCACCAUCCAAACCACAGGUCACUGAUGUUACUAAGAACAGUGUCACCUUGUCCUGGCAACCAGGUACCCCUGGAACCCUACCAGCAAGUGCAUAUAUCAUUGAGGCUUUCAGCCAAUCAGUGAGCAAUAGCUGGCAGACAGUGGCAAACCACGUAAAGACCACCCUCUAUACAGUGAGAGGACUGCGGCCCAAUACAAUCUAUUUAUUCAUGGUGAGAGCAAUCAACCCCCAAGGUCUCAGUGACCCAAGCGCUAUGUCAGAUCCUGUGCGCACACAAGAUAUCAGCCCACCAGCACAGGGAGUGGACCAUAGACAAGUCCAAAAAGAACUCGGCGACGUCCUUGUCCAUCUUCAUACUCCAGUUGUAUUGACUCCCACCACUGUUCAAGUCACGUGGACGGUUGAUCGCCAACCCCAGUUUAUUCAAGGCUACCGAGUGAUGUACCGUCAGACUUCAGGCCUGCAGGCUACAUCAACGUGGCAGAAUUUAGACGCUAAAGUCCCGACUGAGCGAAGUGCUGUCUUAGUCAAUCUGAAAAAGGGGGUGACUUAUGAAAUUAAAGUUCGACCAUAUUUUAAUGAGUUCCAAGGAAUGGACAGUGAAUCUAAAACAGUUCGUACUACUGAAGAAGCCCCAAGUGCCCCUCCACAAUCUGUCACUGUGCUGACUGUUGGAAGCCACAAUAGCACAAGUAUUAGUGUUUCCUGGGAUCCUCCUCCUCCUGAUCAUCAGAAUGGAAUUAUCCAAGAAUACAAGAUCUGGUGUCUGGGGAAUGAAACACGAUUCCACAUCAACAAAACUGUGGAUGCAGCCAUUCGAUCUGUAAUAAUUGGUGGAUUAUUCCCAGGUAUUCAAUACCGAGUAGAGGUUGCAGCUAGUACCAGUGCAGGAGUUGGAGUAAAAAGUGAGCCACAGCCAAUAAUAAUUGGGGGAAGGAAUGAAGUUGUCAUUACUGAAAACAAUAACAGCAUAACUGAGCAAAUCACUGAUGUUGUGAAGCAACCAGCUUUUAUAGCUGGUAUUGGUGGUGCCUGCUGGGUAAUUCUGAUGGGUUUUAGCAUCUGGUUGUAUUGGCGAAGAAAGAAGAGAAAGGGACUCAGUAAUUAUGCCGUUACAUUUCAAAGAGGAGAUGGAGGACUAAUGAGCAAUGGAAGCCGCCCAGGUCUUCUAAAUGCUGGUGAUCCCAGUUAUCCGUGGCUUGCUGAUUCAUGGCCAGCCACGAGCUUGCCAGUAAACAACAGCAGUAGUGGCCCAAAUGAGAUUGCGAAUUUUGGGCGUGGAGAUGUGCUGCCACCAGUUCCAGGCCAAGGGGAUAAAACGGCAACAAUGCUCUCAGAUGGAGCCAUUUAUAGCAGCAUUGACUUCACGACCAAAACCACUUACAACAGUUCCAGCCAAAUAACACAGGCUACUCCAUAUGCCACUACACAGAUAUUGCAUUCCAGCAGCAUACAUGAAUUGGCUGUCGAUCUGCCUGAUCCACAGUGGAAAAGCCCAAUUCAGCAAAAAACAGAUCUGAUGGGAUUUGGUUAUUCUCUACCUGAUCAGAACAAAGGUAACAAUGGUGGGAAAGGUGGAAAAAAGAAGAAAAAUAAAAACUCUUCUAAAGCACAGAAAAACAAUGGAUCAACCUGGGCCAGUGUUCCACUACCUCCUCCCCCAGUCCAGCCCCUUCCUGGUACAGAGUUGGAACACUAUGCAGUGGAACUGCAAGAAAAUGGCUAUGACAGUGAUAGCUGGUGCCCACCAUUACCAGUACAAACUUAUUUACACCAGGGUAUGGAAGAUGAACUCGAAGAAGAUGAUGAUCGUGUCCCAACACCUCCUGUCCGAGGCGUGGCUUCUUCCCCUGCUAUUUCCUUUGGACAGCAGUCCACUGCAACUCUAACUCCCUCCCCACGGGAAGAGAUGCAGCCCAUGCUGCAGGCUCACCUGGAUGAGUUGACAAGGGCCUAUCAGUUUGACAUAGCAAAGCAAACAUGGCAUGUUCAAAGCAAUAAUCAACCUCCGCAGCCCCCGGUUCCACCAUUAGGUUACAUGUCCGGAGCUUUGAUUUCCGAUUUGGAAACAGAUGUUCCAGAUGAUGAUGCUGAUGAUGAAGAGGAAGCUUUAGAAAUCCCCAGGCCCCUGAGAGCACUAGAACAGACGCCCGGAUCCAGUACGGACAAUCUAGACAGCUCUGUGACAGGCAAAGCCUUUACCUCCUCUCAAAGACCUCGACCAACCAGCCCAUUUUCUACUGACAGUAACACCAGUGCAGCCAUGAGUCAAAGUCAGAGGCCUCGGCCCACUAAAAAACACAAGGGAGGGCGAGUGGACCCACAACCAGCAUUGCCUCACCGAAGGGAAGGAAUGACAGAUGAUCUUCCACCACCACCAGAUCCCCCUCCCGGUCAGGGUUUAAGGCAGCAAAUAGGCCCGAGCCAGCAUGCUGGUAACGUGGAAAACUCAACAGAGAGAAAAGGAAGCUCUCUGGACAGACAGCAAGCAUCCAACUUAGAAGACACAAAGAGCUCUUUGGAUUGUCCAGCUAAAACAUCCCUAGAGUGGCAGCGACAAACCCAGGAAUGGAUAAACUCCACAGAACGCCAAGAAGACAUACGGAAAGCCCUCCACAAACAAGGUGUUGGACCAGAGGAGACCUUGGUGCCCUACAGCAAGCCCAGUUUCCCAUCUCCAGGGGGUCAUAGCUCAUCAGGAACGGCUUCUUCUAAGGGAUCCACUGGACCUAGGAAAGCCGAGGCAUUGAGGGGAAGCCACCAGCGCAAUGCCAGCGACCUUCUUGACAUAGGAUAUAUGGGCUCAAAUAGUCAAGGACAGUUUACAGGUGAAUUAUAGUAACUGAGAGGAGACAUGCAAAGCUGCUCUGAAGGACCAUCAGGUCUGAACUCAUGGAAGUGAUGACACUAGACAGUGCAAUGAACAAUUUCUAUUUAUGUACUAUUAACAGAACUGUAAAUGCAAUGUAAAGACACACAGCCACGCAUAUCCCACAGAUAUUUUACUUGUGUUCUUCUCUUAAGUACACCACCCACCUUAACUCUUUCUUGUCAGGAGUAUAUAAAAAAAGAAAGAAAACAAAGCUCGCCCUCCAGGAAGAAAAGGAUUUUCCUCUGUAUAUAAUUUCUUUCGUGCAUUGCUAUGCAAGCUCACCCUUUUUAGCUCUGUUCAUAUUA